AUGAAGGUGCUUCUGUCUCUUCUCUUGGUUGCCAUCGCUUGCGUGGAGUUUGUGAAAACCUUGGAAUGUUACACUUGCCUUGAACCUACCAGUGUUGAUAAGUGUAUGACGGUCCAGACCUGCAACCAUAAUGAAACCAUGUGCAAGACUACUAUGUAUUCCCUGGAGGAUGUUUAUCCCUUCAUGGGAGUCUUGACUGUCACCAAGAUGUGCUCUUCCAUCUGCAUCCCAUCCGAUGUGGAUGGGAUUGGUUUGACGCGCCCCGUCUCCUGCUGUUACACUGACCUGUGCAACGUGGAUGGUGCAGCUAGCCUGAGGAGCAGCUUUGUGCCAGUUGUGAUGUUAGCAAGUUGUCUUUGCAUCCUCUUCUGGACUAGACUGUGAGGAACUGAUGGGGAGGUCUUUCAUGCUGAAGAACUCAGUGAAGAAGAGAAUAAACCCCUGCUAGCCCAGAUUUUUGCUUGGGUGCCUCAUGGACAACCCUCAACAGCUCACAGAAAUCCCGUUUUAGUACCCA
Molecule: messenger RNA, 517 nt
Organism: Strigops habroptila (Kakapo)
Lineage: Eukaryota; Metazoa; Chordata; Aves; Psittaciformes; Psittacidae
Product: ly6/PLAUR domain-containing protein 2-like
Exons: 3
Coding region: 1-384 (127 amino acids)
Molecular function (GO): acetylcholine receptor inhibitor activity
Source: RefSeq, a predicted model, not a curated record